This is a messenger RNA of Alnus glutinosa, 806 nucleotides long. RefSeq names its product DNA-directed RNA polymerases II, IV and V subunit 11. The transcript is spliced from 5 exons. Gene Ontology annotation, biological process: transcription by RNA polymerase II. Gene Ontology annotation, cellular component: RNA polymerase II, core complex. Bases 97 to 447 code for a protein of 116 amino acids. Gene Ontology annotation, molecular function: protein dimerization activity; DNA binding. The record is from RefSeq and is a predicted model, not a curated record. NCBI's taxonomy places the organism in Eukaryota, Viridiplantae, Streptophyta, Magnoliopsida, Fagales, Betulaceae.
UUGAAGUCCCCACUCCCCAGUACAAAAACAGAGUACUUUAGCAGAGGAAGUUAUUCCAGUUCUCAGUGAUAGCGAAAGGAAGAAGCAGCAGAAGCUAUGAACGCUCCGGACCGCUACGAACGUUUCGUCGUCCCCGAAGGCACCAAAAAGGUGUCAUACGAGAGGGACACGAAGAUAAUCAAUGCGGCGUCGUUCACCAUCGAGAGAGAGGACCACACCAUCGGCAACCUUCUUCGCAUGCAAUUGCACAGAGACCCAAAUGUUCUGUUCGCUGGGUACAAGCUCCCUCACCCACUUCAGUACAAAAUUAUUAUUAGGAUACACACCACUAGCCAGUCGUCGCCAAUGCAGGCAUAUAAUCAGGCUAUCAAUGAUCAGGACAAGGAACUUGACCAUUUGAAGAAUGCGUUCGAGGCUGAGAUGGCAAAGCAUUCAAGGGAGUACUAGUAUGCAUUCAAGGCAUGCAAGGAAGCAGUUUGUCGAUUGUUUAUGUUGAGGGAGUUUUAUGGAACUUUUGCGUUGAAUCUGAUGGGUGUCAUGGAUUAAUGAACUUAAUACAGUCCUGAAGAAUAUUAAAUAUGUGUAAUGGAGGAUUUGAUCAUAACCUUAAUCAAUCGCAUUUUCAUGUGCUCUGAUCUCUAGCAAAGUGCAUAAAACUACCGGACAUAUGGAUCUCAUGUAACAUAGUUCUCUUUUUGGGUUCCAUUACCAUUAUGUAGUAGGAGUUACUCUGUUGUCAAACAGGAUAUUUGUUGAUGGUUAUCUUUUGUUGCUGUUGAAGUCAUUCCCGAUGGAUUUAGUUUGCA